This is a messenger RNA of Acytostelium subglobosum LB1, 1236 nucleotides long. RefSeq lists its product as hypothetical. Lineage: Eukaryota; Evosea; Eumycetozoa; Acytosteliales; Acytosteliaceae. The annotation marks the transcript as partial. The record is from RefSeq and is a predicted model, not a curated record. The transcript is spliced from 5 exons. Gene Ontology annotation, molecular function: RNA binding. Gene Ontology annotation, biological process: negative regulation of transcription elongation by RNA polymerase II. Gene Ontology annotation, cellular component: nucleus; NELF complex.
UCACCUCCACAAUGGCUUGACGAGAUGAUCUCUGAUGCAGACUGGCGAUCACUCAUUUAUCAGUUGUCCGAGACACAUAAGAACUGUCUAAUGUUGAACUUUGCCAUUCAGAAGAUAUCGGAUGCUGGCUAUCAGAAUGAGAUCGCCUCGCUCAGCACUGCAUCCACAUACUUUAGCGUCUUCAACAAGGUGCUCUUGGACUCACUCACACAUCUCGUACAACUAGACGAAGCCGAGCUACAAGAUUCAAUCGGAGAGUUCAAGAAAACAUGUUGUAAUAGUCAACAUACUUAUCUUUAUGCUCAAGCAUUGAUCAGUAACAUUGCUCAGUCACAUCCUAAUUUGAAGAGGAUUGCACAGGAACUUGAGUUGGAGGUGUUUGAGAGAAGUAAGGUGGCCAGGAAGAUAUCAUUGAUGAUGACAAACAUCUCAAGUUACCCUACGAUAUACGAGAGCAUCAUCUCCAUACUUUCAAACAACACUGCAGCCACUGGCGACAUCAUCAAACUUUACAACGAGUACUCCAAGGCGGCCAAUCCGCCACCAGUCGACUUCCUUCGCAUUCCAUCACUGCUACAACAGCCAAAGUCAGAAUUGAACGAGACUAUCAAGGCCAUUGAAGAGGUACAAGGUAUAUGCAAGAUCAAUCCACUUGGAUCAGAGUUACAGAAUGUAGUCCCAGUGCUAAAGGGACACUUGGAACUUCCAAUCAUAUCUAUGGGUAUACUACAAUGGAUUCAAUCCAAUCUGAUGAACACCAACAACAUAUCGAGUUAUAAUACCUUGUGUACACCAGUCUACCUUGAUUUCCUUCGUGAGGCAAGUACCAAAGUUGACCUAGGACGUAUUAUGGCACUGGACCUGGAGAUGCGAAGGACUAUAAUAGACAACAUUGUAUUCAUGUUUAGUUGUGGCCAUGUUAUACCAGUACUCAAUGUGAUUCGCCAGUGGGCUCCAAAGAUCGAUCCAUCACUCGUACGUUACUUUAUCAAUCAAGUGCUGGAGAUCAUCGAACCACCAUACUCUAAAGAGUUUAUCAAGUCAAUGUCUGGCAUCAUCGAGAUGGUCAAUCCACACCUUACAGACAACAAGGAGAAUGUACAGAUAUUCCUUGGUAUGUUAAUGUUAAGGUCAUCCACUGGCGGUCCCGCCUGCUACUGCUCCUCACUAACCUUAUCCCUUCUUCCAUCCCAUCCAUGCCCAACCAACUCCCUUCCCAUCCCAUCAAUCAGACCA